This is a messenger RNA of Lachancea meyersii CBS 8951, 1335 nucleotides long. The record is from the annotation of a GenBank genome assembly. NCBI's taxonomy places the organism in Eukaryota, Fungi, Ascomycota, Saccharomycetes, Saccharomycetales, Saccharomycetaceae.
AUGCCUUCCCACUUCGACACUCUGCAAUUGCACGCUGGUCAAGAAGACUUCAAAGAAAAUGCACACAAUCCAAGAGCAGUGCCAAUUUACGCCACUUCGUCUUAUGUCUUCAACGACUCGAAGCACGGCGCUGCGCUAUUUGGACUAGAAACCCCAGGUUACAUGUAUUCCCGUAUCGUUAACCCUACCGUUGAUGUCUUGGAGAGAAGAAUUGCCGCUUUGGAGGGCGGUGCCGCUGCUUUGGCCGUUUCCUCGGGCCAGGCUGCUCAAACAUUGGCCAUCACCGGUUUGGCUCACGCCGGUGACAACAUCGUCUCCACAUCUUAUUUGUACGGUGGCACUUACAACCAAUUCAAAGUCGCUUUUAAGAGACUGGGAAUUGAGACUAGAUUUAUUGACGGUGACAGCCCAGAAGACUUUGAAAAAGCCUUCGAUGAAAAGACCAAAGCUGUCUACCUGGAGACCAUUGGAAACCCAAAGUACAACGUUCCAGACUUCGAUGAAAUUGUCGCUGUGGCUCACAAGCACGGUAUUCCAGUUGUUGUUGACAACACUUUUGGUGCCGGUGGUUUCUUCGCUCAACCAAUCAAGUACGGCGCCGACAUCGUUACACACUCUGCUACCAAGUGGAUCGGCGGCCACGGAACUACCAUCGGUGGUGUGAUUGUGGAUUCUGGUAAAUUCCCAUGGAAGGAGUACCCAGAGAAGUUUCCACAAUUCUCUAAGCCUUCUGAGGGCUACCAUGGCAUGAUCUUCAACGAUGUUCUAGGCUCAUUGGCCUAUAUCGCCCACGUUAGAGUCGAGCUUCUAAGAGACCUGGGCCCAGCUUUGAACCCAUUCGCUGCUUUCAUGUUGCUACAAGGUGUUGAGACUUUGUCUUUAAGAGGUGAAAGACAUGCUUCUAACGCCAUUAAACUCGCUAAAUAUCUAGAGAGCUCCCCAUAUGUGUCUUGGGUCUCCUACCCUGGGCUGCCUUCUCAUUCUCACCACGAAAACGCUAAGAAGUACCUACAAAACGGUUUCGGUGGUGUCCUUUCCUUCGGUGUCAAGGAUUUGCCAAACGCUCCCGAGAGCGCUGACCCAUUUACUGCUUCCGGUGUUCAGGUUGUUGACUCUCUCAAAGUUGCUUCCAACUUGGCCAAUGUCGGUGAUUCUAAGACUUUGGUUAUUUCUCCUUACUUCACGACCCAUCAACAAUUGAGCGAGGAUGAGAAGCUGGCUUCUGGUGUUACCAAGGACUUGAUCCGUGUCUCAGUUGGAACUGAGUAUAUCGACGAUAUUAUUGCUGAUUUCCAGCAAGCUUUCGAAAAGGUGUUCGAAGGUCAGACUUUGUAA